This is a messenger RNA of Thlaspi arvense, 1291 nucleotides long. Lineage: Eukaryota; Viridiplantae; Streptophyta; Magnoliopsida; Brassicales; Brassicaceae. The record is from the annotation of a GenBank genome assembly.
AAAAAUUGGGAUAAAAAUAAGCAUUACCGAUCACAAAACGUCUCUUAUUCUUCUCCCACCACUCAGAUCCAUUUCUCUUUUAUAUAUCCUUCUCUCCGGCGGAAUCUCCGAUCACCGACAAAAGAAAAAGAAAAAAAAUAUGGGUGCGGAGGCAAACGGAUCAUUCAACUUCCUAAUUUACGGCCGAACCGGAUGGAUCGGCGGUUUACUCGGCAAGCUCUGCGAAUCUCAGGGAAUCUCCUACACUUACGGCUCCGGUCGGCUCCAGGAUCGUCAGUCGAUCGUCGCCGACAUCGAGACCGUGAAGCCUAGCCACGUGUUCAACGCCGCCGGAGUCACCGGACGUCCCAAUGUCGACUGGUGCGAAUCCCACAAGGUCGAGACCAUCCGCACGAACGUCGCCGGAACCCUGACCCUCGCCGACAUUUGCAGGGAGAAAGGACUCGUUCUGAUCAAUUACGCGACGGGCUGCAUUUUCGAGUACGAUUCGGGUCAUACUCUCGGGUCGGGUAUCGGAUUCAAGGAGGAGGACACUCCUAAUUUCACCGGAUCCUUCUACUCCAAAACCAAAGCUAUGGUGGAGGAGCUGCUCAAGAACUAUGAGAACGUAUGCACGCUAAGAGUUCGAAUGCCCAUCUCUUCGGAUCUAUCGAACCCGAGGAACUUCAUCACGAAGAUCGCUCGGUAUGAGAAAGUUGUGGACAUCCCAAACUCGAUGACGAUCCUCGACGAGCUCCUCCCGAUAUCGAUCGAGAUGGCGAAGAGGAACUUAACAGGGAUCUACAACUUCACGAACCCUGGUGUGGUGAGCCACAACGAGAUCUUGGAGAUGUACAGAGAGUACAUCGACCCGAGUUUUACUUGGAAGAACUUCACGUUGGAGGAACAAGCUAAAGUGAUUGUGGCUCCAAGGAGUAACAACGAGCUCGACGCCACUAAGUUGAAGACUGAGUUCCCUGAGAUGAUGUCUAUCAAAGAGUCUCUCAUCAAGUUCGUCUUUGAGCCGAACAAGAAGGCUUGAAAUGUUUUUUUUUUCCAAAAGGUAACGGUUCUAAAAAAUCGAAAGGAAAAGAAAAGUUUGAGUUUUUUUUAUAAAAGUGUCUCUUUCUAAGGGUUUAUGGUUGGAAAAGAAAUUGUUGUGUUUUUGUAUUUUUUUUCUUGAAUUGUCGAGAUGUUGUUGUUGUAUUUUUAAAAUAAACUUUUUUGAUUACAAAUAAAAAUGUACCAUUUGCAUUAUUUCCUCUCUUUUUUUGCAAUCAGCCAUAAAGUUAUUGAGUAUUAAUCUUGUUUG